GUCGCCACGAACCUCAUGCACCUCCCACCAAACCCGAAGGCUUCCCUUCAGCCGUUGUGACGCGCCAACCUCACCGCGUGCAACUCCCUGUGUGCUGCCAUCAACCUCUGUUCUCUAUGUUGCUUCGCACCCAGUGCCGGUUCGGCGGGCUCAUGCAAGCGGGGCGCAGCGCUCCCGGCAGCCCUGCUUCCCGCCAGUUACUGGCAGGUGCUCACUGGCGAUUCUCGCGAGUUGAUGCACGUACUUUGAGUUCGAAAAUCUCCAGAGAUAUCCAAGACCGACUGGUGAUGCUCUAUGGAGGGACUGAGAGACGGCUUUACGAGGAUGGCGGCAUCAACACAUCUGGAAAGUUUGGUGGAAGCCAAUCGGGAAUGUACGCAGAUGAUGGCAUGAGCAGAUACCGUGCAAGUCGAUCAGGGAUUUACAUGAAUAACGACAUGAGCAGAUAUGGCGAGUACCGUGCAAGUCAAUCGGGGAUGUACAUGAAUUAUAACGGCAUGAGCAAAUAUGGCACAUAUGGUGCAAGUCAAUCGGGGAGCUAUGGGAGUGGUGCCAUGAACUACUCCCCCUGGAAUUUCCCAACGACCUUUUAUGGAGGAACUCGAGGACCCAAUCUACAAAAUCAGGGACCUUACAUUGGUUAUGCUGAGACUGGAGCAACCACAAUGACUGAUGGUGAUGAGACUGUGUGGCUUGGUGCCAGCACAAUACCUCCCUUUAGCCAUGCUCCAGGCAUGCAAGAGCGUUUCCCUGGAAUUCCAUCUCCAAUGGCCCUUGACGGUGGUUACUUUGAAGAAAGCUACUCAAUCCCCGGCCUUGGAGUCUACGUGGUUCCUGAAAAACCCUAUUCUGUGCAAACGUAUUCAGGACUUCGUGGGGCCGGGAGAGUGGGCCCGCCAGAGUGGCCAGGCUACUUUUUUGACUAUAGAUAUGAUAUGUCGUACAGGGACAGAGGUGUUCGCUAUCGGAACGUUUUGGCGUCUUUUUUUCAAGCACCGCCUGGCUAUUACCCAGGGUACCCUAUUGCAAAGCUCUCUCUAAGAGGGGCGGCAGGGUCUGUCCCCUACCAACAACAGUACUUUCCUCGACGACCAGGUGGAUACUACCCUGGUACGGUGGGCAUGGGGGGUAUUUAUAGACCAUUUGAUUACAAUGCUGGGCCUUAUGGUUUCCAAUCAUUCCAACAUCAGAGGAGUCAAGGGAGACCUUGCACAAACUACUAUGAUUGCAACCUUACAGGCGAUUUAUACGACUAUGGCACAUCUGGUAGGGUCUCAAACCCCAAAAUUUAAUUUGAUGUACGCCCUUCCCAGACAGGAAGCACAAGCAGCAGUGGGUACUACCUGGGAGGCCCUUCCCAGACGUCUUAUUACAGCCCCAUGGGAUACUUGUACUCUUCUCAGAGAGGCCCCUCAACACCACUUGGGCCAGGCUAUUACAGUGGGUACUAUGCAGGCAGACAGAACAGUUAUCGUCAGCAAAGGCCUGCAGGCGUUGCUGAUUCCGCUUAUGAUUAUAAUGAUGGGGUAGGAGGUUCCCAGUAAGGGAAACACAUGAGGUGUGCAAAGCAGGCAAGCACCACAGGGCCCAAGAAGAAGAGGUAUGGCACCCAUAGAUAUUUCUGGUACAUGGAAGGUCCCAAACCUCCCCUGUAUGAUCAUUAUGAUUGUACAGAUAGUUCCAGCCUCCAGGGCUCCAUGACACCCAGAUGACGGGAUUAAGGUGCAGUCCCAGGGUCGGCAGCUUCUGCCUGCUGGGUGGGUGCUCGCAAUUUGACAGGGGUGAGGUGGCUUUCCAACUGCACAGCGGCCCACGAGUUACAUACAAGGUGGUUUUGUCCACUCUAGUGUUCAAUGGGCAGUUAAUCCCCUCGAGAGAUGGUAAUCAAUGCUGUGCGUCACCUGUUGUUCGCAAUUAUUCAAUUUGGCUCCUGUUCCGUAUUUGGGAUGCUCCCCACCAAUAGAUGGAGCCACCCCCCAGGUGCUAGUGGUGUCUGCUCAUAACAGCACCACUAUCACUGGUAGGGACGUUUCUUUAAAUAAAAAAAAUAAAAAAUAAAAAAAGGGACGGUGGACCCAGUUUCCAGCUGCUGCCGCUCCCCGCCAAUAGAUCUGAGACACCUACAAGUGAAAAAAGAGAACAAAAAGAAAAGGAUUGUACUGRCAGUCCUGAGUAAGGGAACCGGGUAAYUCAUGCAGCACAAGCACCAUAGAGUUACAAGAGCUAACAUGUAUAUUUCUGGGUCACCAAAGGUCCAAGACCCCCUCUUUGAACAGAUAUCGGUGGAGCACUGGAUGCCACUCGUAGACCCUUUGGAGGCGAAAGUCAUAUCUUCAAGCGUCCAUCUCCACCGUUUAGAUUUAAGGUGGAUAAUGUUAUUCACUGCAACAUGAUCAAGCGGUUUGAGUCCUGAUAAGUUUCUAGAUGGGUUCAGUGAAGUACAAACUGGUAUCAUUCGAGAAGGCGUGUAGUUAUCUUCAAAGUAUUCUAGUAGUAUCUUCAUGACUUGUGUUUCUCAGCCGAAGCCAGGUAAUGGCCCUGGUAUCACAAGUAUACAGAAG
Molecule: messenger RNA, 2561 nt
Organism: Chara braunii
Lineage: Eukaryota; Viridiplantae; Streptophyta; Charophyceae; Charales; Characeae
Source: the annotation of a GenBank genome assembly